AUGCCAUUGCAGUAUCCACUGCUUUUCCCUUUCGGUGAGCAGGGUUGGUCCCCUAGACUUCGUCUACGCCUUCCAGCCGCUUCACGAGAUAAAAACCUUACGGUAAACAUGUACUAUAGCUAUCAGAUUCAUGAUCGUGCUGGUGUGUACUCUCUUCUCUUAAUGGGUGGUAGGCUCUUCCAGCAGUACUUAGUUGAUGCAUACACAUGCGGUCCAAGGUAUAUGUAUAAACAUUAUCAAGAUGCACUUGCAAUUUGUAGAGUCCAUGGUAAUCCGCAGUACUUUAUAACAUUUACGUGUAAUGUUAAGUGGCCGGAGAUUGCUAGGCAUCUCAAUAAGGUUAACUAUUUGCAUGCUGAAGAUCGGCCAGAUAUCAUAUCCUGCGUUUUUCAGAUGAAGGUUAUUGAAUUCGUCAAAUUUAUGAAAGAAGAUAAAACGUUUGGUGAUGUAGCAGCAUAUUUGUAUACUAUUGAGUUUCAAAAAAGAGGAUUGCCACAUUGUCAUACUCUUCUUUGGGUUACAGAUCCGUAUAAAAUACAAGACGCUUCUGACAUUGACUCAUAUGUGACAGCUCAAUUUCCUGAUCCUUGUACAGAAUUCUCUCUGUAUAAAACAACUACGGAGUGCAUGAUCCAUGGCCCUUGUGGACUAUUAAAUCCUAAUAGUCCUUGUAUGCACGAAGGUCAAUGUUCAAAGCGGUUUCCAAAGCCUUUUCAGUCCGAAACCCGAUUUGAUAAGGCUGGGUAUGCUCAUUAUAAAAGGCUUCAAGGCCAACAUCACACAUUGAGAAAUGGCAUCCAAAUUGAUAACAGUUACGUUGUUCCUUACAACAAACGAUUGUGUAGCCGUUUUAAUGCGCAUAUAAACGUAGAGUACUGUGGCUGGAACAUGAUGAUCAAAUACCUUUUUAAGUACAUCUCAAAAGGAGCAGACCGUGUUAGAUUUGCAAUCUACAGAGCUCACCAAAACUCUGCUUCAACAUCAACCCAUGAGCCUCCUGUAGUCAAUGAGGUAAUUAAUUUUUUGGAUGGAAGAUUUAUUUGCCCGCAUGAGGCAUCAUGGAGAAUUUUGAAUUUCCCUAUUCACGAAAGACAACCGGCUGUUCAAAUCCUUGCAGUUCAUUUGGAAAAUAUGCAGAAUGUGACGUUUAGAGAUAAUCACAAUCUUCAGUCUAUUAUCAACAAUCCAUCGUUUGGAAAAACGACUUUAACCGAGUGGUUGUCUAGCAAUAAUGCGGAUUCAAAUGGACGGGAUCUUACUUAUACCAACUAUCCUUCUAGAUAUCGUUGGGAUGUUUCCGCAAAAUGUUGGAUUCACAGAGCUCAAAUGAGAACAGGCGCAAUUGGCCGUCUUGUGUAUGUUUAUCCAACUUCUGGUGAACUCUUUUAUUUACGCACGUUGCUUUCUCAUCAAAAAGGUUGUAAGUCAUUCGAUGACAUUCGUACGUUCUCAAACAUCACUUAUACAACCUUUCGUGCGGCAUGUGAUGCGCUGGGUUUAACGGGUGAUGAUAGAGAGUGGCAAACAGCUUUUGCCGAAGCUUCUACCUGGGCCACAUCUUCCGAAUUGAGAUCCCUAUUCUGCCAUAUGCUUCUUUUUUGUGAAGUAAGCCAACCUUUAACUUUAUGGGAAUCUGAGUGGAGAAAGAUGGCUGAUGAUAUGCUUCUAGCUCUUAAUUCUGCUUCGUCGAAUCCUGAUUUCCAUGUAAAUGAUGAUGAUUUACAACAACAUUUGCUUCUGGAAAUAGAAAGACUGUUAAACUCUGCUACUCCAUCUAAAUCACUUAAAGAUUUUGGUCUUCCAUUACCUCCUACAACAAUUCUUGCAACUUUAAGGAACCGACUUCUAAUGGAAGAGACAAGCUACAAUAGAGCUGCACUAGCCUCACAACAUUGUGAAAUGCAUUCAUUACUCAAUGCGAACCAACUUCAGGUCUACAAUGUCGUCAAGGAUUCAACAACUACUGAAUCACAGGUGUUAAUAUUUGUUUAUGGGCAUUGUGGAACUGGGAAAACCUUCUUGUGGACUACAAUAAUAUCUUUGUUUAGAUCCAUUGGAAAAAUCGUGUUAGCGGUUGCAGCUUCCGGGAUUGCGUCUCUCUUAUUACCCUCGGGCAGGACAGCACACUCAAGGUUUCACAUACCUACAAAUUUAACGGACAAGUCUAACUGCAACAUUAAAAAAAUACUCAACUUGCUGAGCUCUUGA
Molecule: messenger RNA, 2208 nt
Organism: Helianthus annuus (common sunflower)
Lineage: Eukaryota; Viridiplantae; Streptophyta; Magnoliopsida; Asterales; Asteraceae
Exons: 3
Coding region: 1-2208 (735 amino acids)
Biological process (GO): DNA repair; telomere maintenance
Molecular function (GO): DNA helicase activity
Source: RefSeq, a predicted model, not a curated record